Molecule: messenger RNA, 174 nt
Organism: Symbiodinium pilosum
Lineage: Eukaryota; Dinophyceae; Suessiales; Symbiodiniaceae
Source: the annotation of a GenBank genome assembly
AUGCAAAAUCGCAAGAGGUUCAAAGAUCUCCUGUCGGAUUUAUUCAGCAAAAUGGAUGCCACCGGCACAGGGAAGAUCACUAUCUCUGAGUUUGAGAAGCUGUUCGAAGAUGAGGACAUGCGGGCUUUUUUUGAGACUAUUGAGAUUAAUGCUGUCGAUGCUUGGACCCUAUUU